Messenger RNA from Pimephales promelas (fathead minnow), 1723 nucleotides. RefSeq names its product RAB9A, member RAS oncogene family (gene rab9a). Gene Ontology annotation, molecular function: GTPase activity; GTP binding. NCBI's taxonomy places the organism in Eukaryota, Metazoa, Chordata, Actinopteri, Cypriniformes, Leuciscidae. The record is from RefSeq and is a predicted model, not a curated record. Gene Ontology annotation, cellular component: lysosome; late endosome; phagocytic vesicle. Gene Ontology annotation, biological process: retrograde transport, endosome to Golgi; Rab protein signal transduction.
CACCAGCCAAUAGGAUCGCAGGAUUGUGGCACCAUCAGCGAUCAGAGGAAGAGUCCUCGAACUCGUCAUGUUUCGCUUUAUUGCUUGUUUUGUUUCUGUUUAUGGAAUCGAUAUUUGCGGUUAUUGAAGACUAAUGUGUCCAGAAGCAGCUUCAGGACAGAGAAGAUCACAUGACCAGCGGCUGAGAGCAAACCACUAUUUUGAGCGAUGAAUUAUUCGAGGCAGUGAAGCCAAGUCUUCAGUUUUACAGGACGAGGACAACCACCAUGUCAUCCAAAUCCUCCCUUCUGAAAGUGAUUCUCCUGGGCGACGGCGGCGUGGGCAAGAGUUCGCUAAUGAACCGCUACGUCACCAACAAGUUCGACGCGCACCUCUUCCACACCAUCGGCGUGGAGUUCCUCAACAAGGACCUGGAGGUGGACGGGCGUACGGUCACGCUUCAGAUCUGGGACACGGCGGGACAGGAACGCUUCCGGAGCCUGCGGACGCCGUUCUACCGCGGCUCCGACUGCUGCCUGCUAACCUUCAGCGUCGACGACAGCCAGAGCUUCCACAACCUCGUCAACUGGAAGAAGGAGUUCAUCUAUUACGCGGACGUCAAGGAGCCCGAAAGCUUCCCGUUCGUGCUUCUGGGAAACAAAGUGGACGUGAGUGAGAGGCAAGUGUCGAGCGAAGAAGCUCAGGAGUGGUGCCGGGACAGCGGCGGAUACCCGUACUUCGAGACUAGCGCUAAAGAUGCUACGAAUGUGGCGGAUGCAUUCGAGGAAGCCGUGAGACGAGUCUUGGCUUUGGAGGAUCGACACGAGCACUUGAUUCCUACAGACACCGUUAACCUGCACAGAAAGCCGCGCGGAUCCUCGCCGUGCUGCUAAUCCGCGGGAAGCGUUUCUUCAAUGAGUCCGCGUUAUGUUUUGAACAUGCACGCACUUUAAUAUGCACUAAACACUGGUUUGGUUUCAUUUUGGGUGACGAUUCUCAGCAUUCGGAUGUUUAUAUAUAUAUAUAUAUUUAUCUCUCUAAUGGGGUUCGAGUGGGUGACGGAUGUUCAGCAUGAGAGUGAUAGUGAACAAGAGCAAAUGUAAGGAAUGCACAAGGCUUUUGUUUUCCAUUUUAAAUAUAUCGAAACCUCAUUAAAACAAAUGGAAUCUACUUGAUCCAGUACAAACAUCUGAACGUUCAUAAAUCAAGACGCAUUACCUGGAGAACAAGCUAUAUGACUGAAGAUUUGUAGCAAGAAUGAGUUUGAGCUUAAAACAUGAACAUAUAUCUGCCAGUGGAGUCAGAAAAUACACUUUUCUCCAGUACAUGGGUCUUGAUUUCUGAAGGUUUGUGCUGGAAAACGAUGCGAGGAAGAACUUCUGUGUUGGAUCAUGUGUAUUUUUCUUACCUCAUUGACAAAGUUUGUGUAAUUUACUGAAACUAGUCUUAAUAUAUCAUAUGCCGUUAUGCUUGUCUAGUAAACAUCUCCAGUUUGAUGGAUUUUCAGAUAUUUAUACUGGAAAACGAGACUCGGAUAUUAACGUGCGCAGGCGUUCAUACUCUCUGGUGGAUUUCUAAUAUAUUAACAUUACAAAAUAGUGUAGCGUGUGCCAAAUAUAUACUAAGUACUUGUACUAAACCAUGGAUAAUAAUGUGGAGAGUAUAAGCACCUACUUUGAAAAAAUGCAUUAAAAUCUUAACAUUGUAAAUUGUAAAAUUGAAAUUAAAAAAGUAUGGAACAAUA